Molecule: messenger RNA, 3936 nt
Organism: Thyridium curvatum
Lineage: Eukaryota; Fungi; Ascomycota; Sordariomycetes; Thyridiales; Thyridiaceae
Exons: 7
Coding region: 1-3936 (1311 amino acids)
Biological process (GO): lipid storage; cytoskeleton organization
Cellular component (GO): cytoplasmic side of plasma membrane; cell division site; plasma membrane
Molecular function (GO): protein binding; phospholipid binding
Source: RefSeq, a predicted model, not a curated record
AUGGAUGGCCCCUCGGUCGCUCUAUCGUUUGCGAACAACUUCUGGGGCAAGGAGGAUGCCGGCGUAGGACCCCUUCUCGGCCGUAUGGCCGCUGCCAAAUCGACAAAUGACGAGCUCAGAUCAUUCUAUGCCGCUCGAGCAUCGAUCGAAGACGAAUAUGCGAGGAAGCUCCUAUCACUAUGCCGGAAGUCCCUGGGCUCGCAAGAAAUGGGCACUUUGAAGACUUCGCUUGAUACUGUCAGGGGCGAGUUGGAGGGCAUGGCCAAACAGCAUCAGAGCAUCGCUGCCCAGAUGAAAACGGAGCUUGAGGAGCCCCUCGCCGCUUUCGCCGGCGGCAUGAAGGAACGUCGCAAAAUCAUUCAGAACACGGUGGAGAAGCUGUUGAAAGUCAAGGUUCAGCAGACACAGAUGGUGAACAAGACACGCGAUCGCUAUGAACAGGAGUGUCUGAAGAUCAAAGGCUACUUGGCUCAGGGACACAUGGUCAUGGGACAGGAAGAACGCAAGAACAAGGCGAAGCUUGAAAAGACCCAGAUCAGCCUUGCUACGACCAACACCGAGUACGAAAGCGCCGUCAAGGCUCUCGAGGACACGACUGCCAGGUGGAAUAGAGAGUGGAAGGCAGCUGCCGACAAAUUCCAAGACCUCGAGGAGGAGAGACUCGACUUCACAAAGAGCAGCCUGUGGACCUUUGCAAACAUUGCGUCCACCGUCUGUGUCAGCGAUGAUGCAGCCUGCGAGAAGAUCCGUCUCUCGCUCGAAAAGAUGGAGGUUGAGAAAGACAUUGCAACAUUCAUCAAGGAGAGAGGCACCGGACAGGAGAUUCCCGAUGCGCCCAAGUACAUCAACUUCUGCCGGGGCGAUAUCGAUUCCCAGUCUGAAGUCUCAGAGGACGAGAACUAUUCAGUCGCUCAGUUCCCAAGAAGCAUCAAUCCAGCAUUCCGAUCCUCAUCACCACAACCCUCAACCUUUGAGUCGCACCAUGAUCCAAACUCAAGUCUGGCUCGGGAGAUGGGACAUGCUAUCACCGAUACCCCGCCAAGUCGAGAGCAGACCUUGACGCCGGCCAAGAUGGCACCUCCUCCCGUUAUGCCAGCCCAGGACCGGCACCGGGGCGGACAGCCUGACGGAUACCAGGUCCAGAGCCCGCAGUAUGAUGCUAAUGACUUUGCUCCAGUUCCCCAUGACCCCUACCCGAUGGACGGGAUGACAAUGCUCUGUCGGACUCGACCAACUUCAGACCUUGGCUCUCAAGUUAGCUCGCAUGUCAGCUCCGCUCACUCUGGGCGACCUUCGUCCCGAGACUCGCACAGUGACUAUUCUAACCCGACAUCAUUCUCUAGUCAGGAACCGCCGAGUGGUAAGGUCUCACCUGUCAAGCAAGAGCCGGCCGUCGUCGAGCAGCCGGAGAAGAAGGUCCUCAAGAAGAAGAGCGGCUUCUUCCAGAACCACAGCCCGUUCCGUCGCAAGAGCACCAAGGAGGUGGCGGCGCCUGCGGCAUCCAACAGGAACACCUGGCACCCAUCUAACUCUCAAGGCAGCACUGGGUCUGGUAGGAGGGGACCCUUUUACGGGGGUGAUUCAUCAUCGCAGAACCUGCUCCGUGACAACACUGCCAGCCCUGAUCCCAUUGAUGCCAAUGCUAGUCUGGCACUCAAUGUUGGCAAUAACGUCUUCCCCGUCUCGAACCCCGAGAGAGAGCGCAAAGCUGCGCCUGUGGAGAGCCAGGCGCCGCCCGAUGACGACCCGAUCGCUUUAGCCUUGGCUGAACUGAAGGGCGUUACCCUCGGCAAACAGUCAUCUACGAGGCAGUCUGCCGACCACUACCACGGUAUCGCCACACCAGCGCCUGGCACCCAGGCGUUCUCGCGGUCUGGGCCGGCUGCAGGCAACAGUGCAGUGGCAGCCGGGCUCAGGGGCACGCCACCCCCGUCGUACGACCAGCAGGUCCAGAGGCUUGGGGUUCCCCAGCCGGCAGUCACCUCACGGGCCAUGAAGGAGACGUCGCAGAAGUUUGUCGAGCAGACUCGAAACAUGUUCAGCCCGCCUGGUGGCCAGCAGGGCCGCCCGGGCUCCGGCUCGGGCGGAUACGCCGCUUCCCCGAGCCGCUCCGGCACCAGAGGCCACGACAUGCCGCGCACGGCAUCCCCGGCCCCCCCGCGCAGCGCGUCUCCGCGCCCCGGCACCCGUGCCGCGGAGACCAGGCAGCACAUGUCUGCGUCUCCGACAGCCUAUUCCGGCAGCCAGUCUGCCUACUCUGGGAGCCAGCGCCAGUCGUCGCACAUGUCUUCGAAGCGCGGGUCCGACCAGGGCUACUACCGCCACAACUCGCCCAACAACAUGGCUCGCACGGCGUCCCCGGCGCCUUACGGAGCGGACUACGCCCGUCCCGCUAGCAGUCAGAUGAACCAUGACAUGGCCGUCCAGCUGGCGCCCGUGGGAGACGACGGGUACGGAUCCCAGCGAGGGCGAGGAAGCCGCCCUGGCACCAGCACCGGCUCUCGGGGAGCCAUGGCCUUCUACGAAGGCGGCGGAGCGGUGCAGCCGGCGUCGCGGCAGCGCAGCAAGAGCGUGGCUGAUCCCAGUCGUCAGUAUACGCGAGACGGCCGUCCCAUCAUGCAUUUUGCCCGAGCAUUGUACGUUUACCAAGCCGCCAUCCCGGAGGAGCUCGGUUUCGCCAAGGGCGACGUCUUGGCCGUUCUCCGUCACCAGGAUGACGGGUGGUGGGAGGCGACGGUGCAUGGAGGCAGCGGUCAGGUCGGGCUGGCCGUCGCGAGCUCUUACAUCGACAGCGCAUACCGCGCCGCCUCGUCGCCAACCUCGAAGACGCUGGCCAAGACGGUCUUUGCGGCGGUGCUCCUGAUCAGCGGCGCGGCGGUGCUCCUGGGCCUCGCGUUCGUGGCGUACAUCUUUUUCUACAAUGCUUACCUCCCGGACCAGAUCACGACGGUGCCGGUACAUCUACAAUAUGGAUACCAACUGAAUCCCUACGGCAUGGCCGACCUGCGCUCCCGAAACCUCAAGGAGCUGCAAAACUACGACAUCACGGUGCAUCUAUCGCUGCCGCGGUCGCCCGUGAACAUGGAGAGGGGCAACUUCAUGGUGGAGCUGUACCUCAUGGGCAGCGGCUACGUCGCCUUCCCCGCGCUCGUGCCCCCGACGACCGAGGAGUUCAUGGAGACGCGGCCGGUCCUGUCGGCCUCGUUCCGCCCCGCCGUCCUGCCGUACACGGACCCGACCACGUUCAAGGCCUCGCGACUGCUGUUCAUGGCUUACCACCUGCUGUACCCGGCCCGGUCGGAGACGCUCACGCUGAAGGUGCCGAUGAUGGAGCGCGUGGCGUUCGCGUCGGCGGCGGCGGUGCCGGCAUCGCUCUACGUGGAGGUCAAGGCCGGGCAGACGCUGCAGACGUACGGCGCCGAGGUGACGUUUGUCGCCCGCCUGAGCGGGCUGCGGUGGUUCAUGUACCACUACUGGGUGUCGUCGGCGGCGCUGUUCACGACCCUGUUCUGGCUGUUCGAGGUGCUGUUCAUGGUGCUGGCGUAUGCCGGGGCGACGGCGUUGAUCGCCUACAUCUCGGCCGAGGCCGGCGGGCCCGUCGUCAAGAGGGAGCCACGGCCGCAGCAGCCCGUUGGCGGCGGCGGCGGCUCGCAGAGGACGGCGCAGAUCAAGCAGGAGACGGACGGCGGGAGCUCGUCGCGGACGCUGAUGGGGUACCCCUCGUACUCCGGCAAGGAGCUGGAGUCGUCGCGGGAGGCCACGCAGCAGGAGGAGGAGACGGCCGGGGAGGAGGCCGGCGACGAGGCCAACGAGUUUGACGAGGAGGACGUGGCGAGCCCGGGCCGGUCUGGUCCCGGCUCGACGGGCUACAGCUCGGCGGGCGCCGAGGGGCUGGCGCGGCGGAGGAUAGCAGAGCGGGACAUGCCGGGGUCUUAG